This is a messenger RNA of Trypanosoma theileri, 2121 nucleotides long. Its product is annotated as cation transporter. Gene Ontology annotation, biological process: metal ion transport; transmembrane transport. Gene Ontology annotation, cellular component: membrane. The coding region runs from base 1 to 2121 and encodes 706 amino acids. NCBI's taxonomy places the organism in Eukaryota, Euglenozoa, Kinetoplastea, Trypanosomatida, Trypanosomatidae. The record is from RefSeq and is a predicted model, not a curated record. Gene Ontology annotation, molecular function: cobalt ion transmembrane transporter activity; cobalt ion binding; magnesium ion transmembrane transporter activity. The transcript has a single exon.
AUGAACUCACCCAAGAAAGAAGAAAAACAACAACAACAACAACUGCAACUACAGGAACAGCAACUGCAACAACUACAGGAAGAAGAAGAAGAGGGGGAAGUGUUAGAACCAUGUGAAAAGCAUGAAGUCCUAACUGCCUCACCCAUUGCAUCUAGAACAAUUGAUGUGGUAGAGAGUAUUAAAGAACUUUAUAAUUUACAUAAAAGUGGUGCACUUUCUGAGGAUGAAUUUCGUGAGGCCAAACAACGUAUUCUGCACAUGGUGGGUGGAUCCCCUCCUUCUUCUUUAUUAUCCAUUUCAAAGUUAUCACGUAGUACACGUGCCUCACGGACGCAGCACCGACGAAGAAGACGCAGCAAAGACAGCAGACAUUCACAUGAGAGUAGACAUCUCUCUAGUCAUGAUAGUAGUAGAAGUGUUAGUACUAGCAGUACCACUAGUAGCAGCGAGGCGAGUGGAUUUAUGAUUGCACCUCGAGCCAAAGUAUGGCUUCAACUCGCGACCGAGAGUGACAGGGAAGAUACUUCUUCUUUAAACACCAAAGAAAUAUCAUCCGGCUCGACGGGUGUACUCCUGCAGGUGAAGGAACAGGACCCCCCAACAGCAGGCGGCGGCGCCCCUUCGCCCUCGCCGGGUCUCUCCAGGCGGUACGGCACCUUCCAGGCCCCGUGGCCGGUGCCGAUCGGCGGCGGCGGAAGCGGAAGUGGAAGACGAAUGCCGGCAGCCCUGCGGCCCUCAAAUAUUGUGUAUGUGGAGUAUUUUAACUGCCUAGGAGCCAGCGGGAAUAGCUUUGAGGAUGUGCAACUGCGGGAAGAUCAACUCCGCCCACCCUACUUUCUGCACAAGCGAACCACCAAUCAAACCCCAGCGGAUAUGAGAGGGGAUACGGGUACGUUAUCACCAUGUACAACAAGAACAUCAUUGCCAGUGCCACGUACUUUCACAACGGCGGCAUCAGAGGUGGAUAUCUCAAAUAUUGUGUUGGAGGAUCAACGGCCAAGUGUGAAUACGAAUACAGCUGACUCAACAGCAUCUACAAACUCUAAUCUUGAAAUGUGUUUGAAUUGGUAUUGGAUUGAUAUGGUUGGACGUGAUGCUACAAGGCAAAAAUACAAUAAUGCUUUGCGUUUCUUAACUAAACAAUUUAAAAUAAGUGAAUCUUUCUUAACGGAUCGAGAUCAUUCUCUUGUAUUACCACAAAUCAGUUCCUCACCGGAUGUACCUUCACAAUUUCUUAUUUGUCUUCGUGUGGCUACUCCACAAAUUGCUCUUGAGGAUGAUAGUGUACAACAAUUAACCAAUCGAUGGAUUAUUGUUGUAGAUCUUAAUCAAAAAAUUGUUAUUACUAUUCACCGUAUGGACUGUAAUUGUAUGGCGAAUAUGCGUCAACAGUGGCGUUCAUUAAUGGAAGGGAAUGUUAUUUCUUUUCAAGAAUUUCUUUUAAAAAUCUUUCAUGACGCCGUUAAUACGUAUGAAAGUUCUCUUGAUGUCCAUGCAGACUUAUUAGACCAAUGUGAAUCCAAAUUAUUUGUUACUCAGACAAAUAUGAAGGAACAUAACUAUGAUGAUACUGAUCAUAGAGGUCGUUUUGCCAAUGGUAAGAUUCUUUCACAUUUUGCCAAUAGUUCACGUUCACCAUUUCUUCUACAGUUACUGGACAGUAAAAACGCAAAGCCGAUGGAUAAGGGAGCUAUGAACAUGUUUCUUUAUCACUUACACCGUCGUACGAGUGUACAGUAUCGGGUAUUAAAUGUCACGCAAACAGUGCUAGCAGAGAGUUUCACAAAACUCCGCCUCUGUAGUAAAGAACAUGCGAAUCAAAUGUGUUUACAUUGUAUUGAACUUAUUGACCGAUCCUUAGGAGUCCGCGAUGAUGCCAAAACAUUACUUAACCUCCAUAUAUCCCUUCAGUCAUUUCGCUCAAAUGAGCUUAUGGCGGUACUCACAAAGUUCUCCGUCUUUUUUACUCCCUGCUCUUUCCUUGCGGCGGUGUAUGGUAUGAACUUUCCGUACAUUCCAGAGUUCCGCUGGUCCUAUGGCUAUUCAUUUUUCUGGCUUGCCUGUUUUCUUGUCUGUAUUCUUAUCUAUCUAUAUAUGGGAAAACGGGGUCUGUUGCAUUAA